Molecule: messenger RNA, 1662 nt
Organism: Nicotiana tabacum (common tobacco)
Lineage: Eukaryota; Viridiplantae; Streptophyta; Magnoliopsida; Solanales; Solanaceae
Product: GTP-binding protein At3g49725, chloroplastic-like
Cellular component (GO): cytoplasm
Molecular function (GO): GTP binding; ribosome binding
Source: RefSeq, a predicted model, not a curated record
CUCCACGGGCAGCAACUGUUAUUACCUAUUCAUGCCGUGAAAUGUCAGUUGACACCGGCAGAGAACGCCUAAGGAACACUGUCGUCUCCGAUGUUCAGAACAAUUUAUCACUUGCGAUCUUCCUCAACCCCCAAAUUUUCCCUUCCUCAAGCCCUACGCCUCUUCUCUCAUUUCUCCAUCUCUCUACCAGCUCAAUCAAUCCACUUGACCGUUAACCCAUCACCACCGUUUACUGAAAAGUCUUCAUUCCAUUCUAUGUCAUCGAUUAGUAGCUCGCUGCUUCUACAGAAGCAUCAAGAUGGGUCAGGAGAUGAGUUCAAUACGGACCCAAAGAGUCCUCCAAAGCUAUUUGUUGUUCAGCCUCGGCUUCGGCCUGAUUCUAUUCUCAAGCCUAAGCUUGAGGAGGCACUGAACUUAGCAAAUUCCCUUGAGGAGCAAAGAGAUGGGUUCUAUGAUACUGAGUUCCUUGAUAAACAACUGCCCCCUCAUCUUGUCGUCCAAAACCCUGCUGCUCGGUCAACUCGCGCUGAUACGUUUUUCGGACCCGGAACUGUGGAUAAUGUUAAAUGCCAUGUAAAUGCUCUGGAAAGUAAGGAAGGGAUAGAUGCCAUUUUUGUAAAUGCAAUUCUCACUGGCAUACAGCAGCGUAAUUUAGAGCGGGCAUGGGGUAAACCUGUUCUGGACCGCGUGGGCCUCAUAAUAGAGAUUUUCAAUGCGCAUGCUCAGACAAAGGAAGCAAAACUACAGGCUGAGUUGGCUACACUUAUGUACAAGAAAAGCCGUCUUGUUCGUUUACGUGGUCCUGGUGGACGUUAUGCUUUUGGUGUAGCUGGAGAAGCUGAAGUAGUUAGUGCCAGAGGGAGAGGAAGUGGGGGACGUGGUUUCAUUAGUGGUGCUGGAGAGACAGAAUUGCAGCUUCAACGGCGAAGAAUUUUAGAACGGAGGAAUCAGUUGUUAUCUGAAAUUAAAGAGGUUCGUCGUACACGAGCGUUGCAACGCGCUGCUCGCAGAAGGCAUGGAGGACCAGAUGGUCAAGAAAUUCCUACAGUUGCUGUUGUUGGUUACACAAAUGCUGGGAAAUCUACUUUAGUUAGUGCAGUCUCGGACAGUUAUCUCUAUUGCGAUGAUCGAUUGUUUGUCACAGUGGACCCCAAGUUAAGAAGUGUCAUUCUCCCAUCGGGAAGGAAAGUGCUGCUCAGUGAUACUGUGGGAUUCAUAUCGGAUUUGCCAACACAGCUAGUAGAAGCCUUUCAUGCAACAUUGGAAGAAGUUGUUGAAGCUGACCUCCUUGUGCAUGUGCUGGACUCAAGUGCACCUGAUCUAAAGGAGCAGCGGGAAGCAGUGUUGCAAGUUCUUGGGAAGAUAGGAGUCUCUGAGCAUAAGCUCCAGAAUAUGAUUGAAGUUUGGAAUAAGAUUGAUCUUCACGAGGAUUUCGUUGGAGAUGGUUAUUGCAACGAGGAUGAAGUUUCUAGCUGGUCAGACGAAAACAAUGAUGUAACAUCCAAUAAAUUGUGUGAAGAGGAUCUCCCUGAUUAUGAGACUAAUGAAAAUGAGGACUUUGAGCAAUCAGGCAAGCUUGAACAGGUCAUAGAUGAUCAACAAGGUGACUACUCUGAUGACUGGUUGGUCUCAGGCGAUGAACAAGAUUCCUGGGUUGACUAC